Lachancea lanzarotensis is the source of this 453-nucleotide messenger RNA. It is a transcript of the gene RPC19, whose product is annotated as LALA0S07e02322g1_1. Gene Ontology annotation, cellular component: RNA polymerase III complex; RNA polymerase I complex. Gene Ontology annotation, molecular function: protein dimerization activity; DNA binding; DNA-directed RNA polymerase activity. The coding region runs from base 1 to 453 and encodes 150 amino acids. Lineage: Eukaryota; Fungi; Ascomycota; Saccharomycetes; Saccharomycetales; Saccharomycetaceae. The transcript has a single exon. Gene Ontology annotation, biological process: DNA-templated transcription. The record is from RefSeq and is a predicted model, not a curated record.
AUGGCCAGUGAGGGAUUGAAAGACACGGCUGAUGCCAGUGUUUCUAACGAGGGCAGCGGUGCCCAAAACGCGGGUGAAAUCGAAGCUCAGGACGUUGAUAUGAUGGCCAAUGAACAAAACUCGGAAGACGAGGAAGAAGAGGAGGAACUUGAUAAAGAAAAGAUUAAACUGUUGUCAAGCGCGACAUCCGAGGACGGCAAAUGCGCAUCUUUUCAGAUAUCGGAAGAAGACCACACUUUGGGCAAUGCUUUGCGGUACAUAAUCAUGAAAAACCCGGACGUCGAGUUUUGCGGGUACUCGAUACCUCAUCCAAGUGAGAACCUACUGAAUCUCCGGAUCCAGACAUACGGCGAGUCCACGGCGGUGGAGGUGCUACACAAAGGGUUGCAGGACCUCAUGGAUCUGUGCGACGCUGUGGAGGACAAGUUCACGCAGCGCAUUCGUGAGAUGUAA